AUGGCCGAAACAUUCAAGAUUCUCGUCCUACCUGGCGAUGGCAUUGGCCCAGAAGUGAUGACCGAAGCCGUCAAAGUACUCAAAGCCUUCGAAACCCCUGAGCGUACCUUUACCAUCCGUCAGGAGUUGAUUGGUGGCUGUAGUAUUGAUGCAACUGGCAAGACUGUCACAGACGACGUCAAGCAAGCAGCGCUAGACUCAGACGCCGUUCUUUUUGCAGCAGUCGGAGGACCGAAAUGGGACAAUCAACGACGUGGUCUUGAUGGCCCUGAGGGAGGGCUCCUCCAAUUGCGCAAAGCCAUGGACAUCUAUGCAAAUUUACGUCCCUGUUCAUCUACCUCACCAAGCGUAUCGAUUGCCAAGGAGUUCAGUCCGUUCCGACAAGACAUCAUCGAAGGAGUGGACUUUGUCGUCGUGCGCGAGAAUUGUGGAGGAGCAUACUUUGGCCAUAAGGUUGAGGAGGAGACCUAUGCGAUGGACGAAUGGGGCUAUUCCGAAGCCGAGAUCCAGCGUGUGACUCGUCUAUCCGCUGAGGUAGCACUGCGUCACGACCCGCCCUGGCCCGUAAUCUCUCUAGACAAGGCAAAUGUCUUGGCUUCUUCCCGGCUCUGGCGUCGCGUAGUAGACAAGACGAUGGCAGCCGAGUAUCCACAGGUCAAGCUCGUGCAUCAGCUUGCGGACUCAGCAUCUUUGAUUCUGGCAACAAACCCACGAUCAUUGAACGGUGUCAUUCUGGCUGAUAACACCUUUGGAGAUAUGAUCUCAGACCAAGCUGGCUCGAUUGUUGGGACUUUGGGGGUGCUGCCGAGUGCUAGUCUCAAUGGUCUGCCGGGAGACAAAACACUGAAGACACGACCAUAUGGACUGUAUGAGCCCACACAUGGCUCUGCUCCGACUAUCGCCGGACAGAACAUUGCCAACCCGGUUGCAAUGAUCCUCUGCGUUGCUCUUAUGUUCCGGUAUUCUUUGAACAUGGAGGCUGAAGCACAGCGUGUAGAGGAUGCGGUGCGAAAGGUGCUAGACUCGGGCCUUCGCACACCUGACCUGGGAGGCAAGGCGGGAAAUGUUGAGGUUGGAGACGCCAUUGUCUCUGCGCUAUAG
Molecule: messenger RNA, 1101 nt
Organism: Penicillium brevicompactum
Lineage: Eukaryota; Fungi; Ascomycota; Eurotiomycetes; Eurotiales; Aspergillaceae
Product: 3-isopropylmalate dehydrogenase
Exons: 3
Coding region: 1-1101 (366 amino acids)
Biological process (GO): L-leucine biosynthetic process
Cellular component (GO): cytosol
Molecular function (GO): NAD binding; 3-isopropylmalate dehydrogenase activity; magnesium ion binding
Source: RefSeq, a predicted model, not a curated record